GUCGAUAAGGACGACUUUAGAUUAAAAACCAGACUCUCUCACUCUAUCUAGACACUGCUGCCGCUUCGACACAGCAGAUUGUACUCCGACUGUCGCCGCCGAAUCAACGGCGGUUUCCCCGCCGCAGACCAUCAUCAUCGUCGCCUCUCUCUCUCUCUCUCUCUCUCUCUCUCCUCUCUCUCCUCUUCUCUUUUCAUCUUCUCUAUUCAUACCAACGGUGGUGGAACCCCCACGAUGGUAUCCAGAUCCAUCGUCUGGAUUUUUUAGAGAUGUGAAGCCGUUCUUCCAGAUCGUGAUAUCCAAAUCCAGAUACGUUGCCUCAUCCUUUGUGGCUUUACAUAGCUAUUCAAUCUCCUUCGGCGUUGUAGAAAAUUAUCUUCAAAUUUGAAUCGAGUGCUUCAGUUUCUCUCCUCUGCUUCUGCAAUGGCGUCUUUCGAUCAAGCUCCUCCUGGCGACUCCAAAUCUGGAGAGAAGAUCUUCAGGACCAAGUGCGCU
Messenger RNA from Camellia sinensis, 495 nucleotides. NCBI's taxonomy places the organism in Eukaryota, Viridiplantae, Streptophyta, Magnoliopsida, Ericales, Theaceae. The record is from RefSeq and is a predicted model, not a curated record.